AUGUAUAGAAUGGGCAACAACAAUGACAACCGGCUAACUACAAUAUUGAAGCGUGUCGGCCUUUGCUUCAUUCUUCUUUGUAUCGUUUGUAUCGGAGCGGGUCUUCUUGGUUGUGGAGUUUAUGGUAUCAUUCUAGCGAUCAAAGACUCAUCUCGCGACGAUCCGGUGCCGAAGAUAGAAUUAGCUAAUAUGGAUUUCACGGCGUUUAACAUCACAGAAACUCGUCUUAGUGCAGAGUGGGAUUUGUCGAUACGUAUCCCUUACAAUAUUCCUGGUUUUUAUAUAUGUCUUCAAGGAGAACUUCAAGCAUCCUUUCUUUACAAGAAUGUUACUCUUGCUGCCUCAUCCCCACAAAAGUACAACAAUCUCAAGUACUACGAACCUCAGGUUCUUAAGGUUUCGGCGCAUGGCUCUGAAGAAAAUAUCGACGGAUGGAUUGGAAUCAUGAGUUAUGCGUGCGAUGAAGUCACCUUGCGGUUCGAACCAGGAUCCGAGAGGAAAGCGACUUUGUUUGGGAACCACGCAAGCUGCGUCAAUUUUUGA
Messenger RNA from Microthlaspi erraticum, 543 nucleotides. NCBI's taxonomy places the organism in Eukaryota, Viridiplantae, Streptophyta, Magnoliopsida, Brassicales, Brassicaceae. The record is from the annotation of a GenBank genome assembly.